Ustilago hordei is the source of this 1863-nucleotide messenger RNA. Its product is annotated as putative PTR2 - Di- and tripeptide permease. Bases 1 to 1863 code for a protein of 620 amino acids. Lineage: Eukaryota; Fungi; Basidiomycota; Ustilaginomycetes; Ustilaginales; Ustilaginaceae. Gene Ontology annotation, biological process: transmembrane transport; oligopeptide transport. The record is from RefSeq and is a predicted model, not a curated record. Gene Ontology annotation, molecular function: dipeptide transmembrane transporter activity. The transcript has a single exon. Gene Ontology annotation, cellular component: membrane.
AUGCCUCUCGAUAUCCAGGACAACGCCAUCGCUGGCCACGCCGAGGCCCAGCGUGACCUUUACGUCGCCGGCGUCAAAGCUCACGGCGGCAGCGACAACCUUCACCCAGCUGCUCACCUCGAAAGUGGCGUUGCUGUCAAGGCCGUUGUUUCGGACGACGACUUUGUCGCCCCCACCGAAGAGGACCUUGCCACUUUGCGACGUGUCCCCGAAAAGCUCCCCUGGACCACUUACGCCAUUGCUUUCUGUGAGCUUGCAGAGCGUUUCUCCUACUAUGGUUGUAUUCAGGUCUUCCAGAACUUCAUCCAGCAGCCUCGUCCUGCUCGCAGCCGUGCUGGUGCCGGUGGCGCCAAUGACCAGUCUGGUGCCCUCGGCGAGGGUCAGCAGGCCGCCACUGGUCUCACUACCUUCAACACCUUCUGGGUCUACCUCAUGCCCAUUCUUGGUGCUUACCUUGCCGAUACCCGCUGGGGUCGUUUCAAGACCAUAUGCAUCGCCGUCUUUGUUGCCAUGGUUGGUCACGUUCUCCUCAUCGUUUCUUCGCUUCCUACCGUUCUCGACAACCAAGAUGGUGCCAUGGCUUGCUUCGUCAUUGCCAUCAUCAUUAUGGGCGUAGGAACGGGUUGGUUCAAGAGCACCAUCAGCCCUUUGAUUGCCGAGCAGGUUAACGGCUCCAAGCAGUCCGUCCAGACCCUCAAAACCGGCGAGCGUGUCAUUGUUGACCCCAUCUUGACCAUCAGCCGUAUCUUCAUGUACUUCUACCUCUUUAUCAAUAUCGGUGCUCUUGGUGGUCAGCUCGGCAUGUCCUUCUCCGAAAAGUACGUUGGUUUCUGGCUCGCCUACACCCUGCCUACCAUCGUCUUUGCUCUCUGCAUUCCCGUCCUUGUCUUUGGCUCCAAGUACUACGUCAAGACUCCCCCUUCCGGCUCUGUUCUUGCCGAGUGCAUGCGCCUUUGGGCCUUUGCCACCAAGGGCCGUUGGACCGCCAACCCCGUCAAGCUCAUGAAGAACAUGCGUUCGGACGACUUCUGGGAGAGCGCCAAGCCCUCCAAGCAGUCUGCCGAGACCAAGCCCAAGUGGAUGACCUUUGACGAUGCCUGGGUUGACGAGGUUCGUCGUGGUUUCAAGGCCUGCACUGUCUUCCUCUGGUUCCCCCUCUACUGGCUCACUUACAACCAGAUCACCAACAACCUUGUCUCGCAGGCUGCCACCAUGGACGUCAAUGGCUUGCCCAACGAGGUCGUCUCCAACCUCGACCCGUUUGCCCUUGUCAUCCUCAUCCCCAUCUUUGAUCUCUUCCUCUACCCUGCUCUUCGCAAGGCCGGUAUCAACUUCACUCCCCUCAAGAAGAUUGCUCUUGGUUUCUUGACUGGUGCUCUUGCCAUGGUCUGGGCUGCCGUUGUUCAGCAUUUCAUCUACAAGAAGUCGCCAUGUGGCAAGGCUGCCUCCACCUGCGAGGACGCUGACGGUGUCUUUAUCCCUGCUCCCAUCACCGUUUGGGUCCAGUCCGGCUCUUACAUCCUCAUCGCCGUUUCCGAGAUUCUUGCUUCCAUCACUGGUCUCGAGUACGCUUUCUCCAAGGCACCCAAGUCGAUGCGUUCGCUCGUCAUGUCCAUGUUCCUCUUCACCUCGGCCAUCGCUGCUGCUCUCCAGCAGGCAUUCAUUGCCCUCUCGGAAGACCCCAACCUGGUCUGGAACUACACCGUCUUUGCCUGCCUUGCCUUUGCCGGCUUCAUCGGCUUCUGCUUUGCCUUCAGGAAGCUCGACGCCGAGGAGGAUGCCCUCAACCAGCUCGAUGCCGGCCAGGUCCACGCUGUUGAGAACUCUGACCUUGGUCGCUCGGAGAAGGCCCUUGCUCCCUAA